UCUUAUUUCUCGUUUGAAAUGUAUUAAUACAGAAGAAGCUAAGCCUAAGACAAAGUGAGUACUUCCAGUAUUAAUUCCCUUACAAACGACUAACAAAAUAUAGAUGUCAUGAGACUGAAAGUUUACCAUUAAACUGCAAAUUGCCUUAAAUGUAUUAACCAGGUAAACAUACAUUUAAUAAAACCUAGGUGUCUAUAUGAUUAGCAGCAUGCAGCAGAUUUGAUUUUAAUUCUGCUUGUGUAAUGUGGCCACAUUACUUCUGUUUGCGUUUAAUUGUUUCAGCAGUAGCAAAAAUUGGAAAAUGAAUUCAUUCUCAGAAAGUCAUUGGGGAACAGUAUCAUCUUAACAGUGUGCAAACAACUGUUUGUUUUUUCGCCUUAGUGAAAGUGCACCCACAUAGGUGCACUUUCUUCGACUCGUGUAAUUAAAGGGUUCAGGUGAUGAUGGGGCAGGUAAUGAAUGAGGUGUCAAGCUGGUGACGAUAUUAGCGAAACGUUGCACAUGUCAUCCCCAGGCCUACGAUCUUCGUGCCCGGCCUUGCAGCCCCAAAGAUCCCUGAAGGAGAGAAAGUUGACUUUGACGACAUCCAUCGCAAGCGCAUGGAGAAGGACCUGAAUGAGCUGAAGACGCUGAUCGACGCCCACUUCGAGGGCCGCCAGAAGGAGGAAGAGGAGCUGGUGAACCUCAAGGACAGGAUCGAGCAGCGACGAUCUGAACGCGCGGAGCAGCUUCGCAUCCGGGCCGAGAGAGAGAAGGAGCGCCAGCAAAAGUUGGCGGAGGAGAGGGCUCGGAAAGAGGAAGAGGAGGCAAAGAAGAGGGCCGAAGAUGACGCGAAGAAGAAGAAGGCUCUCACCAACUUGAGCGGCUACGCGCAGCUGGCAGACAAGCGCGGCGGAAAGAAGCUGACGGAGAGAGAGAAGAAGAGGAAGAUCCUGAGCGAGAGGCGUAAAGAGCUGAACAUCACCCACCUGAGCGAUGACAAGCUCAAGGAGAAGGCCAACGAGCUCUGGCAGCGGAUGUACCAGCUGGAGGCCGAGAAGUUUGACCUGCAGCGUCAGGUCGCGCGGCAGAAGUAUGAGGUCGUCGUCCUGAGAAACCGGGUCAGUGAUCAUCAGAAGAUCACAAAGGGAAUCAGAAGCAAGCGAGGCCUGCGGCAAUAGUCGGAUCGGCUACACCGGCAUUAAGAAACCGGCGGAGAAGACGCCUCGACCAGCCGUACCCUGCUCUCCCUGCCAGACCGCCGGAGCAGAACCCUGGGAAAACGCGCUGAAAUCGUCCGCGCGCCAAACGCAGCAUGUUUCAUAACGUCGCACUCUCAUCACCGCGUUCUGAAGUUUCCUUGUUACUUACGAUUGAAAUUAGGCAGGAAAUACGCACCGAACACCGCGAUGUAACUACAUCUUUUAUGUAUUGCUGUUGUUUUAAUUUUAUGUUAUAAUGGUUGAAACAAAAAAAAAUGUGUAAAAAGAAUGCUACGUUACAUCAUACUUUUGUGCUUCAAUUAAACGCUGUUCCUCUCAAGCGUG
This is a messenger RNA of Anguilla rostrata (American eel), 1526 nucleotides long. RefSeq names its product troponin T, cardiac muscle isoforms-like. Gene Ontology annotation, molecular function: tropomyosin binding; troponin I binding; troponin C binding. Gene Ontology annotation, cellular component: troponin complex. Gene Ontology annotation, biological process: cardiac muscle contraction; regulation of muscle contraction; sarcomere organization. The transcript is spliced from 8 exons. The record is from RefSeq and is a predicted model, not a curated record. Bases 600 to 1160 code for a protein of 186 amino acids. Lineage: Eukaryota; Metazoa; Chordata; Actinopteri; Anguilliformes; Anguillidae.